Messenger RNA from Liolophura sinensis, 5521 nucleotides. Its product is annotated as pyruvate carboxylase, mitochondrial-like. Lineage: Eukaryota; Metazoa; Mollusca; Polyplacophora; Chitonida; Chitonidae. Gene Ontology annotation, biological process: pyruvate metabolic process; gluconeogenesis. Gene Ontology annotation, molecular function: pyruvate carboxylase activity; metal ion binding; ATP binding. The transcript is spliced from 22 exons. The coding region runs from base 239 to 3853 and encodes 1204 amino acids. Gene Ontology annotation, cellular component: cytoplasm. The record is from RefSeq and is a predicted model, not a curated record.
CAAAAACUGUUUAUAGAUAUACCCGUCAGUCACUAGCUAACUUACACACGUGGAAAAAUAACCACACGCGUGCAGGGACUAGGCCAUAUGCAGUGAAAGGUUUUUGACCAAGCGUCUGAUAAUGUUGUGACGGAAUAAUUUGAGUGUGAAGGGUGAAAUCUCAGCUGAAGCCGUCUCGUCAGUCUAAGAUUCUGCUACACGUUAGCACUGCAAAGGGUAGUGGACCUCACUUACCAACAUGUUACGGCUGCAAAACCGCAUGUCGCAGCUGUGUACCACAGCAAGGUCACAGCUGCCGAGUGGUCCACAGGUCCCCAAAAACCAUGGCUAUAGGUUACCUAGCAACUUGCAGAGUUAUUCCACGACUGCAAAGGAUGUCCCGUCCACAAAGCAAGAACCGAUCAAAAAACUCCUCGUUGCCAAUAGAGGUGAAAUUGCAAUCCGAGUGUUCCGAGCAUGUACAGAGAUGAACAUUCGAACGGUUGCCAUCUACUCUGAACAGGACACAAUGCACAUGCACCGACAGAAGGCAGACGAGUCCUACUUGAUAGGGAAAGGUUUAGCUCCAGUACAGGCAUACCUCAAUAUACCUGAAAUUAUACAAAUAGCACAGGAGAACUCAGUGGAUGCUGUUCACCCUGGCUAUGGGUUUCUCUCUGAGAGGUCUGACUUUGCCCAGGCAUGUACAGACGCUGGCAUCCGGUUUGUUGGCCCCUCCCCAGAGGUUGUUAGGAAGAUGGGAGACAAAGUGGAGGCUAGGCAGGCUGCUAUAGAUGCAGGUGUGCAGGUAGUACCGGGUACUCCUGGGCCAGUGGCUUCUGCUGAGGAUGCUAAGGCCUUCUGUCAGGAGCAUGGACUACCAGUCAUCUUUAAAGCUGCUUAUGGUGGUGGAGGCAGAGGGAUGAGGGUUGUGAAGGAUAUGAAGGAUGUGAAGGAAAACUUUCAGCGAGCAACCUCAGAGGCUCUUUCUGCUUUCGGUAAUGGUGCUCUCUUCCUGGAGAAAUUUAUAGAAAGACCAAGGCAUAUUGAGGUCCAAAUUCUGGGUGAUAAGAUGGGUAACAUUGUGCACCUGUAUGAGAGAGACUGCUCUGUUCAGAGACGUCAUCAGAAGGUGGUAGAGAUUGCACCUGCCCCUCACCUGGCCUCUGAGAUCCGCCAUGCCAUGGCAGAAGAUGCUGUGCGACUGGCCCAACAUGUUGGCUAUGAGAACGCUGGCACUGUGGAGUUUCUCCUGGAUAAUACGGGGAAGUAUUACUUCAUUGAGGUGAAUGCUAGGCUACAGGUGGAACACACUGUCACGGAGCAGGUCACUGGUGUGGACUUGGUCCAGUCUCAGAUCAAGAUAGCAGAAGGGAAAUCUCUACAAGACCUGAACCUUGUCCAGGAUAGCAUUCUUCUCAACGGCUGUGCCAUACAGUGUAGAAUGACCACUGAGGACCCCGCCCGCAGUUUCCAGCCAGACACGGGCAGAAUUGAGGUGUUUCGUAGUGGAGAAGGUAUGGGCAUCCGGCUGGACAGCGCUCUGGCCUACGCUGGAGCUAUUAUCUCCCCUUAUUACGACUCUCUGCUGGUGAAAGUCAUCGCUCAUGCCAGAGACCAUCCGUCUGCCUGUGCUAAAAUGCUGCGCGCUCUGAGGGAAUUCAGAAUCAGGGGUGUGAAGACGAACACACCCUUCCUGCUAAAUGUACUUCAGCAUGAGCAGUUCCUGUCUGGCUGGGUGGACACCUACUUCAUCGAUGAACACCCACAGCUCUUCCGUCUAGAACCGUCUCAGAACCGCGCCCAGAAACUUCUUCAUUACCUGGGUCAGCUGAUGGUGAACGGACCCAUGACUCCACUAGCCACGGGACUCAAACCUGCACAGGUCACGCCUCUCAUCCCUAGUACACCUGUAGCUGCACCAUAUGGAAAGGCGGUACCUCAGCCAUCAGGCUGGAGAGAUGUACUUGUAAAAGAGGGUCCAGAGGGGUUUGCUAAGAAAGUACGCGAGCACAAGGGUCUGUUGCUAAUGGAUACAACGUUCAGAGAUGCCCACCAGUCCCUGCUGGCCACUCGGGUUCGCACCUACGACCUGAAAAAAGUCUCACCAUAUGUCUCUCAUAACUUCAGUAACCUGUUCAGUUUGGAGAAUUGGGGAGGUGCCACUUACGACGUAGCCUUAAGGUUUCUGCAUGAGUGUCCAUGGGAAAGAUUGAGUGAACUCCGCAAACUUGUGCCCAACAUUCCAUUCCAGAUGUUGCUACGAGGCGCGAAUGCUGUUGGUUACACAAAUUACCCUGAUAAUGUAGUGUCCAAAUUCUGUGACCUGGCAGUGAAGAAUGGCAUGGACAUAUUCCGUGUGUUUGAUUCCCUCAAUUACGUGCCGAACAUCGUCGUGGGCAUGGAUGCUGUCGGCAAUGCUGGUGGAGUCAUAGAGGCGUGUAUUUCCUACACGGGCGAUGUGUCGGAUCCGAGCAGAAAGAAGUACAACAUGGAGUAUUAUGUGAACCUGGCCGAUGAACUGGUCAAGGCUGGUACACACAUCCUGGGUAUCAAGGACAUGGCUGGGCUGCUGAAGCCACGUGCUGCUGAUCAACUGGUGCGCACGCUGCGUGACCGCCACCCUGAUAUCCCCAUCCACGUGCACACACACGACACAGCAGGGGCAGGCGUAGCCUCCAUGUUGGCAGCUGCGGAGGCUGGUGCAGAUGCUGUGGAUGUGGCAGUGGACUCUAUGUCCGGAAUGACAUCUCAGCCCAGCAUGGGGGCUGUAGUGGCUGCUCUGGCUAACACAGAGCAUGAUACAGGUAUAAAACUGGAGGAUGUCUCUCGCUACUCGUCAUACUGGGAGCAGGCACGUCAGCUGUAUGCCCCCUUUGAAUGCUGUGUGACAAUGAAGAGCGGAAACGCUGAUGUCUACCUGCAUGAAAUUCCAGGUGGACAGUACACAAACCUCCAGUUCCAAGCCUUUAGCCUGGGCCUGGCUGAGCAGUUUGAGGAAGUGAAGAAGAUGUACGCAGAGGCUAAUCAGCUGCUGGGAGAUCUUGUCAAGGUCACUCCCUCAUCAAAGGUUGUGGGCGACCUGGCACAGUUCAUGGUCCAGAAUAAGCUGAAUGCCAAAACCCUCGAGCAGAAAGCAGAAGAGUUAUCUUUCCCUUCAUCUGUCAUUGAAUUCUUCCAAGGUUAUUUGGGACAACCACCUGGUGGAUUCCCAGAACCUCUACGCACAAAGAUUCUCAAGGGAGCUCAGAGGGUGGAAGGACGGCCUGGUGCCUCCAUGGAGCCAUUUGACUUUGACAAGUUGCAAUCUGAGAUGGUGGAGAGACACGGCCAGAGUGUGAUCCGCGAGGAGGAUGUGAUGAGUGCUGCCCUCUACCCCAAGGUCACUGAGGACUACAUCAAUUUCCGGGACGCCUAUGGGCCCGUGAACACCCUCAACACCCGCCUCUUCCUGGUGGGGCCCAGCAUGGCAGAGGAGUUUGAUGUUGAAAUUGAGAAGGGAAAGACCCUGCAUAUUAAAACACUGGCUGUGGGAGACCUGAAUAAGAAUGGCCAACGGGAGGUAUUUUUUGAGUUGAAUGGACAGCUCAGAUCUGUGUUCAUCCUGGACAAAGAGGCAACAAAGGAGAUGCAUUUCCACCCGAAGGCAGCAAAGGGCGUGAAAGGAUCCCUUGGGGCCCCUAUGCCCGGUACAGUGGUGGACGUCAGGGUGAAGGUCGGUGACACAGUGGAGAAGGGCGCACCCAUCAUUGUGCUUAGUGCUAUGAAGAUGGAGAUGGUUGUUAACGCACCCAUUUCUGGGAAGAUAAAAAAUGUGGCAGUGUCAGAUGGGCUGAAGGUGGAUGGAGAUGACCUCCUAGUGGAGAUUGAGUGAACAGCACACCCUGUGAUUGGAUAAAUAUUAUGUAGCAUCAGGUAGCUGACAGUGUCUGUGUGUUCAUGCAGCUGGUUAAUUACUGGGUCAUGUGUAAAGAAGCCACCGAUGAUUCAGACAAGUUAGUGAUUAUGAGAACUGUAAUAAUUACAUGAAUCACCUUUGUCCUGUUUUCACCUGUACAAAUAAUCCUGACUGUUAAGCUUCAUGCUGUAUAGUCAUCAUCUGUGUACUGUAUCCAUCUAUCUGGAAUAUACUUGAAGGUACAUGUAUAUAUACCUGAAGGCAAUCUGUCAGCCUUUGUUAGGUCAGUCAUGUCAGUAUUCUAAAUAUGAACGUGGGAUUGCUCUUGAUUGGUCAGUUUGUAUUAUGUUCAGGCAAUCUCACAAACCACACAUUAUGUUGUUGUUCAUGUUCUUCACACGAUGUUUAGAGCUUUUAGCUAAAUCUGGCCCAAUUCUUCCACCCUUGUUGUGUAUGGUUUGUACUGAGUCAUGUAGAGUUUGUAGUGAGUCGUGUAGGGUUUGUAGUGAGUCGUGUAGGGUAUGUAGUGAGUCAUCUGUUGAAAUUCCUGUCUGGAAAGGUGCAUAUAACUCAAUCAAAAUAUUGACUGGCAUUGAUUUUUUUGUAAAGAUAAUUCAUGGUGUACAUUUAUUGAAGAAAAAUAAUCUGCCUUGAUCAUGAAAUGUGACACAUGGUUUUUUUGACAUAUCGCAAUGUGAAUUGAAGUGUCUGAACCAACAGUCAUAUCUACACAUAUUUUAUGGGUUUCUCUGAAGAACUAUAUGUUGUAUUGUAUAUAUUUAUGGAUUAGGAUGAUUCUAGAAAAACGAAGGUCAGUAUAAAUGUAUAUGUUAUGUUGAUAUGAGUUUGAACUGUUGAACAAGCAUGCAAGUAUAUUGUCUCUACAUUAUAACCAUUAAUGUGUUUUCAACAAUAACUAUCAUAAUAUUGUCUGUGUUAUGGUUUUUUCUGUUGACAAUGCCUAAACAGGUGCUGCUGGAGUGCUGGUGUAUUGGUAUUGGGCAGUGAUGUUUUCAUAGUAAUGGGUUACUGUUUCUCGCACAGCCGAGACACUGGUCCAGAUCAAAUUUACCAAUAUUCUCUCGUUAAACAUAUAGUUUUUGCAGUACAUGAGUAGGAAGUUCUGUUACCAGCUUGCCAACAAAUCAUCACAGAGGCAAAAGUGAAGAGUAGGUCUCACAGCGUGGGCCUGAAUUACAUUACUUGUAAUCAUACUGCAGAAUUUGUCAAAAUUUGUCUUCUCUCUCAGAUAAGUGUCAGAGGUUUUAUUAAGACAUAAAUCUGUACAAGCAAAUUUUGCACCUCAUGUUAUUACUGACAAACAUUUUUUAUUGGUAUUGGAAUUCUGGUAUAACAGAGGGUUGUAUACAUGUAUGUAUAUUUUUAAAAAUGGUGAACUGGAACAUGAUCAUUGUUUGAAAGACGCUGGUUGUUUUCUGGAAUUUCAUUCUGCAUGUUCAUUUCCUAAAGCGUUCUGCCAUUGUGGUAGGUAAAUAAUCUGAGUACAAUGUAAACAUCCAUCAAGGAAAUAAAAAAUUGAAUUCUAUAUUGCAUUUGUUAUAUCAAGAAUGUUGCGUUAAUCUUUUGUAAUGCAUGAACUAUAGAAAUGGUUGCCACAGACUAGAAAUAAAUCAUUCAAACAAC